AUGGACUUCUUGAAGGGGGCGUGCAGCGCUGCGCAGUGUGGGGACGUAGAGAAGCUGCGCAGGCUGAUCGAGAGGGACCCGGCGGUGGCCACAGGGGCAGGCGACGGUUCCGGCGGGUCGGGGUACACGCCGCUGCACUACGCGGCGCGCGGCGGGCACGAUGCGUGUGUGCAGGUGCUCUUGUCGGCUGGCGCUGACGUCAACGCGCGCACGGGGGCCGGGCAAGCCACCCCGCUGCACCGCGCGGCGUAUAUGGGCCACGCCGGCACGCUCGACAUCCUGCUCGCCGCGGGUGCGGACCCGGCAGCGCAGGACGCAGAUGGCGCGACGCCGGGGCACAAGGCUGCCGCGCAGGGCCACAGCGCGGUCGCAGUUCGGCUGCUGGAGCACGGCAGGAGCGUGCGCUCGCUGCGGGACAAGCACGGGAAGACGGUGGACGACGUGCUGCGAGAUACGCGAGCCUAA
Pedinophyceae sp. YPF-701 is the source of this 465-nucleotide messenger RNA. NCBI's taxonomy places the organism in Eukaryota, Viridiplantae, Chlorophyta, Pedinophyceae. The record is from the annotation of a GenBank genome assembly.